AUGACUAAUAUUAGUAUUAAAUGUCAAAAAUGUCGAUUUGAAUUAGCAUCAAGUGAAAGUUCAUCUAUACUUGAUUGUCAUGAAAAGCAAAUUCAAAAUACAGCUAGAGUUACAUACAGUUGCAAUGAUAACGUAAUGGAAAAUAAUUGGUACAUAUCUUCUACUACUUUACCUGAAUGGAUAAAUUCGUCAGUUGAAGAAGAUGAUUGGCAAAAAGGUAAAUUGACUUGUCCAAAUUGCAAUUUAAGAGUUGGUUCUUUUGACUUUGUUGGCGGUAUGAAAUGCCCAUGUAAAAAAUAUGUAUUACCUCAAAUCCAUUUAGUUAAAAGCAAAACAGAUAUUUACUUUCGAUAA
Molecule: messenger RNA, 354 nt
Organism: Macrosiphum euphorbiae (potato aphid)
Lineage: Eukaryota; Metazoa; Arthropoda; Insecta; Hemiptera; Aphididae
Source: the annotation of a GenBank genome assembly